Molecule: messenger RNA, 1226 nt
Organism: Hydra vulgaris (swiftwater hydra)
Lineage: Eukaryota; Metazoa; Cnidaria; Hydrozoa; Anthoathecata; Hydridae
Product: chymotrypsinogen B
Biological process (GO): proteolysis
Molecular function (GO): serine-type endopeptidase activity
Source: RefSeq, a predicted model, not a curated record
UGUUAAAGAACGUGUACUUUGCCGUAAGUACAUAACUUGUGAACUAGGUAAUCCACGUUUUAGGAUCUCUUUUAAAACUGGGUACCAGCAGAUGUUUUUGAGUGCCGUAUGUACAAUAUAUGAAGUGACCUUUUUUUUAACUUAGCCUUCUUAAAAUUUCAUAGGUAAAAAAAAAAUGGCAUUAAAAUUUCUAAAGGAAACAGCAACACUAUUUUUCUUUCUUUUAAUUAGCUUUGCAGCUUCAGAAAAAGAAUGCAGAGAUGUAUCGCCAAUGCUUUGCAAUCAAAAUAUAGAUUGUAAUGCUUCUGUUUUUAAAGUACGAUGCUGUCUCACAUGUUCAGGACCUAACCCACCAACAAUUGUUCCUCAAACAAAAGUUCCAUCAACAGAGCAAUGCGGUCUCCAACAGAUAUCAACAAGCAGGAUAAUUGGCGGAGAUGAUGCAGUACCUGGAUCUUGGCCAUGGCAAGUUGUCGUGUAUUUUAGAGGUAAUCGUGGAUGUGGUGGUACAAUUGUGUCGCCAAACUAUGUUAUUACAGCUGCGCAUUGUUUACCUAGAGAGGCUGUGGCUGAAAAUUUUAUUGUCAGAGUAGGAGAAUACGAUGUCCGAAAAGUUGAAGGUUUUGAAGUUGAUCACAGAGUUGAAAAAAUUAUCCCACACCCUGCUUACUGGAGAUUAACUUUAGACCACGAUGUCGGGCUACUAAAACUUAGCAAACCUAUACAGUUCAACAACUGGGUUCAACCAAUAUGUUUACCUAUUAUAGAUGUUCCAAACGGAACUGAAUGUUUUGUGACAGGCUGGGGUAAAAUUGCAGUAACUGGAACACCUCAUACAGUACUUCAACAAGCUAAACUACCUGUUAUCUCUAACAAUGAGUGUCGUAUUCUAAAUAAAAACAUAAUACCAAUUCCGAUUUCUGAGACAAUGUUGUGCGCAGGACACGGACGCAACCCUAAACCUGACGGAGGAAAAACAAACAUGGCAUCAUGUCACGGAGAUUCUGGAAGCGGAUUUGUUUGCAGAACUGGUAUAAACGGAAGAUGGCAACUUCACGGUGUGGUCAGUUGGGGAUCACCUAAAUGUGAUGCAUGGGCGGCCUAUUCAGUUUUUGCUCGUAUAUCUAAGCUACGAAGUUGGUUAGAAUACGAAAUGAAAAACAAUUAAAUCAAUUUUUACGUCAAAUAAAAGUUUGAUUUUUUGAAAAAUAAAGUUGAGUUUUUAA